AUGGAUCCUUUCAACAAGCUACCUUCGGAGCUCCGUGUGCAGAUCCUGAUUUCUCUUCGCAGCAGGCGCUCCGUAUUGCGGUUCGCCCAGGCAUCGCCCGCUAUGCUUCACCAGUACCUCAUGUCUAAAGCAUACAUUGCACGUAUGUUGGUUGCCCUGGACUUCGACGAUGACAUGAUACAGGACGCCAUGGGGAUCAUUCUACUUCCUUCACCUGAUAACCGCGGUCAAUACUCGAAAACACUUCGCCGUCAUUAUGCCCGCUGGUCAGAAAACCGGCUCCCGAAUCCUCUCAAGACGCGUGAUGGCAGCCUCAUUGACGAAGUCCACAGACUACAAGCUCGACUAUUGCUAUUCAUUGAGGACUAUCUUACCAAGGCCACAGCUAUCUUUCCGCCACGAGAGUAUGUCUGCCUUCCCGACCUAUCGCCAAAAGGAACUCACUUGAGGUUCAAAGACAAAGCUGUCAGCCCCAGAUUCAACGCUACCCAGCUUACCGAUGCGGAAAGGAAGCGGCUCCUAACAGCAUUUCUACGAUAUGAGAUGAUGUGUGCGAUCCGCCAUCCAAUAACCGGGUUUGUGACUGGAGGAGAUUUAAUGCCAUCAUAUAAGUACAAAGGCCAGAGACUUGGGCCCUUGGAAAGAGAGACCAUUCGUUGCGUCCACCAAUACGUCAAGUCCCUCUACGCGGCUAUGUUUGCGCAGUGCAGUGAUUCAUGGCUGCCAGACAUACCAGUGAGCUCUCCCUAUUCUUACAGCACUGGAUUACUAUACCCGGAUACCCUCUACGUCAACGCGUGCGCCUACGCCUCGGAUAUGGGUUUGAAAUCUGUUGAGGCUUUGCAUCCAAUCCCGGUUGAAGGUGCAGGCUUUGACGUUGCUACAGUCCUGGUAAGGUCUGCCACAGCGGGUCAAGAUGGGCGGGAUCGCCUCCGGUGCUGGUUCAAAAACUUUUUUCAUGAUAGGAGGAUGAGUUUUCAGCCAUCCAACCCUUCGCUCCAUCAUAUGUAUGGUGAUUUUGAAAGCGGGGAGGCAAUGGAUGUACCCCACGAAGAGGGCUCGGGAAUGUACCAGAUGCUUUGUUCCAGUGUUACAGCCGACCUUUCUCUGCACUCGGAUAUAUACCGACAAAGGGCAUGGGCGUUCUUUGACAACAACCGAUUCUACCCUUCGUCAGGCACAGCACCACACUUCCCAGAUCGUAUGGAUAUGGGAGAAAAGUGGGGAUCUACAGAAAACGACGUGGAAUGGUUCUCUGAUCCCAAGCAUGUCCGAGCUAGGCAUCGGUCACAGAAAUGGCACGACGAACUACUUGGUAAGUCUUGUGGUGACGAAGAGGUCAAGGAAUUCCAGGACACAGUCGAAACUGUGCUACCUGCUACAUCAGAAAGGUAUUGGUUUCGAAGAUUACCUCGGUUCUGGCGUUAA
Messenger RNA from Fusarium falciforme, 1428 nucleotides. RefSeq lists its product as hypothetical. Lineage: Eukaryota; Fungi; Ascomycota; Sordariomycetes; Hypocreales; Nectriaceae. Bases 1 to 1428 code for a protein of 475 amino acids. The transcript has a single exon. The record is from RefSeq and is a predicted model, not a curated record.